Molecule: messenger RNA, 2673 nt
Organism: Saccostrea cuccullata (small rock oyster)
Lineage: Eukaryota; Metazoa; Mollusca; Bivalvia; Ostreida; Ostreidae
Product: germ cell-less protein-like 1
Exons: 13
Coding region: 1-1698 (565 amino acids)
Biological process (GO): germ cell development
Molecular function (GO): protein binding
Source: RefSeq, a predicted model, not a curated record
AUGAGAAGUUUAUCAGACAAAUCAACAUCAAAGUACAUUUAUCAGACAUUAUUUCUUGAUGGGGAAAAUAGUGAUAUCAAAAUAUAUGCACUAGAACAAGAGUGGAAACUUCACAAAAUAUAUCUCUCUCAGUCGCCUUACUUUGCCUGCAUGUUCAAUGGUUCCUGGAGGGAAUCUCUUCUGUCUGAAAUAGACUUACAGAUUCCUGACCCAGCCAUAGACACUGCAGCUCUGAAGACCGCCUUUGGUUCUCUGUACAGGGAUUAUGUGUUUAUCAAGCCAGUGGAGGUGGUAGGGGUUCUGGCGGCAGCAUUUCUCCUACAGCUGGAUGGUUUAAAGCAGCAGUGUUUGACUUUGAUGAGUAACACUAUAAGUGGAGACACAGUGUGUAGCUACCAUGAAGCCUGCUGUAGAUACAGUGUGGAGAACCUGAAAGCAGAGUGCUAUAACUGGCUCCUUACCAACAUCCUGACCUCAACCGACCUUGACCUCUUUAAACAAAUCAGUGUUGACAUGAUGAAAAACUUAGUUGGAGAUCCCAGAUUGUUUGUUAUGCAGGUAGAAAUGGAUGUGUACACAGUGUUAAAACGGUGGAUAUUUCUGAAAGAGAAUCCUACCUGGUGUGGAGACUAUAAAUCAAUGCUCUCUGUCAUUGAUGAUUUCUUUAAAAGGGCUGAUGAACCCGACUGUUAUCUAGAAUCUUCUGAAGGACAGACAUACCUACCAGCCUUCAGUCCUAUAAGAUGGCAGCAUAUUGUCAUAGAUCUGGACUCACUGCUGAUACUGGAACAGGACAGGAUAAUCAAUCUAGAGUGGAUUAAGCCUUUAUAUCAUGGCAUGUGGAGAAAAAUGAAAUUAGAACAAUCCAAGGACAAAGGUCCAGAGGAAAUUCCAGAUGAAAAUCAUUUUAAUCAAACCUCCUUAAGGUGUGGGAGACUCCUUAAAUGUGAAGGAGAGUACUGUUGGCGUUGGGUUGGUUAUAAUUACGGAGUAGACAUUUUACUCACCUAUGUUAACAACCUGAUCUUCAUCAAGCGAAAUACUCUCACCCAGCCCAACCCUCACUCAGCUAGCCUGGAAAAAGUCCGAAAUUUUGCCUACAGGCUGACUGUGGCUUCUGUGGAUAAAGAUGGAAAAGUAACGGAGACUAAAACUACAGAGAUCCAGAAACUGUCCCUACAUAAGGAUGAGGAAAUGCUAGCAUUGACCGUCACGAAGGCCUUCACCUUUCCGCUCUAUCUGAGUAUGAAUAUCUUACUAACCGGACAGGUGUCCUCACAACCCGACCAUAUCGAUAUUUGUACCGCGGCCCAGUCCAGGAAACUACAGAACAGCUCAUCUCAAACUUGUAAAGUGAUAACAUGUAAUGCUGAAUCUCAGACGGAAAACAUUGCCGAUAAUGCUAACAAAUCGCUGAUACAGGACGUCUCCUUAUCCAGUUCUACCAUUAAACUCUGUAAUAAAGGGAAAGUGGUCAGCGACCCUCGACAUCCGAAGAAAAAGCUCUCACUAAUCAACCAUAAAACUAGAAGUGAUGACAGUAAUCCGGCAAGCUCAGCAGCUACAGUAGAACUCUUAUCAUCGACGACUUCUCAAGCAAACGAAUCCGAAAAUACGGACACAGAUAGUGCACCUUCAGUUUCUGUAAAUAAUGAGAAACGUGCUCUAAGGUACCCUGAGGAAGAAUUCGUCCUGUGAUGUCAAAGGUAUCUUCUGAUCCCCGCAAUGGAAGUAUGGAGGCGAUUAUUAUAUAAUGUUGAACUGAUGCAUACGGUGAGGGCUUUGCAAAGCUAACUUCUAAUACGUACGUAGGACAGAAUGAUUUAUAGCUAAGGCGAAGAGGCAAAACCAUAUUAUUACUAAAGUGUUUGUUUAUAUAAAAAAAUACAAUUGAAAGUUAUGGCAGUAUGGUAAGCCAGAAAAAUGAAAUGCACAUGACAUUUGUUUACUUUAAAAUGGAAAUAUAUGCAAAGACCAAUUUCACUUUAUUUCUUUUUAAGUAUGCAUUAUGUUUACUUUUUACAAAAAGAAAAAAAAAAUCAACAUGCAUUUCCCCCCUCUCUCUAAGGGACUUUAUUUCCUCUAUGAGGUACGGAGACAUUGAUUGAUAUGUACGGCUGUACUUGAUUAGUCUGUGGCGAUUUAUGAUCCCCUCGAAGGGAUAGCCGCGUAUCAGAGAAGCCCACCAAAGAUGUAAAUACACGCAUUGUAAUUGUCUGAGAUUAAAUGAGUUGUAAGGCUCUUGAUAGUUAAAAAAGAGAUAUAUUUGGUAUUAGACGCAGAUGGAACGAUGUAGUAAAAUACCAAAUAAGGGGGGAUGAAUUUAUAAAUAUAAUUAAGUUAAUUUUUCAAUUAAAGUAAAUUACGACAUUCAUGUGUUCACAAAAAAAAACUGGAGGUAUAAAAGUCACCUCAGUGAUAAUUGAUAUUAAAAAGAUUUCAAUGAGUUCUCAAAGAAGUGAGCAUUUGCAAUGCGGUAGUAAAAAAGGGUAUGAAUUAUAUAUUCAUUUAAUGGUGUUGAAAAAAAAUAAUAACAACUGAGUUACUGAGUGAAUACAUUAAAUAAAUAAAAGCCUGAAUGAGUAAUAUUAAAAAGAGAUUAGAUUUCUAAUUGAAUAUAUGUUUAAAAUCAAGAGGUGUCAAAAUGAAUGAUAAAACAUUGAAUUGGAAUAA